AUGAGAGACAAUCAUAACAUAGAAGAUAUUAAAAAUCAUGUCAAGCCUAUUUUAGAUAUUAAAUGUGCUUAUAAAGGAGAAGAAGAAUUGAUUAAAGUGAGUUCCUUAUAUGAUUUAAAGUAUCAACUUAAAAAGUUAAAUAUAAACAAUGAAUUAGUUAUUAGUUCUUCAUUUAAAUCAAGUGAUAUAGAUUCAUUUAAAAUUAUAGCUGAAAAAUUAGGUAGUAAAAUUUUAUUAAAAAAAUUAAUUAAAAAGAAAGAGAUGUUAAAAUUAGAUGAGUUGUGUGAUAGAAUGGAGGUUAAUUCCGUUAAUCAUAACUAUCCUGAAAGUAAUAUAAAUAUGAAUAAUGAAUCUGAAUUGAAUUUACUCAAAUACUAA
Hepatospora eriocheir is the source of this 378-nucleotide messenger RNA. NCBI's taxonomy places the organism in Eukaryota, Fungi, Microsporidia, Hepatosporidae. The record is from the annotation of a GenBank genome assembly.